Heterocephalus glaber (naked mole-rat) is the source of this 4378-nucleotide messenger RNA. The record is from RefSeq and is a predicted model, not a curated record. NCBI's taxonomy places the organism in Eukaryota, Metazoa, Chordata, Mammalia, Rodentia, Bathyergidae.
GUCAGGACCGCGUGGACGGCCCGCCGGGAUGCGGCGACGCUAGCUCCCGCCCGGAGCGUCCCGCGAGGGAAGUGGGUCCCCCUCGGCGCCAUGGCCAGCCCGGCGGGCGCGCGGAGCACGGAAGUGGACUGCCUGAGCCCGGAAGCCCAGCGGCUGGCAGAGGCCCGGCUUGCAGCGAAGCGGGCAGCCCGCGCCGAGGCCCGAGAGAUCCGCAUGAAGGAGCUGGAGCGGCAGCAGAAGGAGAUCUAUCAGGUUCAAAAGAAAUAUUAUGGGCUGGAUACUAAAUGGGGUGACAUCGAGCAAUGGAUGGAGGACAGCGAGCGCUAUUCACACAGAUCCCGGAGGCUCACAUCGGCCUCAGACGAAGAUGAGCGCCUGUCAGUGGGUAGCAGAGGCAGUCUUCGGUCACAGCCUGAGCAGCAGUACAGGGGUCCCUGUGUCUGGACUAAUGGUUAUGAUGGAGACUUGUACGGAUCCCAGCCCCCGAACAGAAGAUCUGGCAGGAACUCCGGCCACAGCGGGGACAGCAGAUUCUCAACUUUGUCAUCAUCCAGGGAGGAGAAGUUGUCCCAGGCAUCUGUGUUCCAAGACAGCAGCGUUGGCCGGGCUCAGCGGGGCAGCACCUGCGGUUCCCUGGCUCCCUCGGAGUACAGCGGCCUCCUCAGCUCCGGCUCCUGCGCCUCCUCCAGGGCCAGCUCGGCACGAGCCAGCCCGGUGGUUGAAGAAAGACCUGAGAAAGAUUUUACUGAGAAGGGCUCCCGCAGCAUGCCCGGUCUGUCCGCAGCCACGCUGGCCUCCCUGGGCGGCUCCUCCUCCCGGAGGGGGAGCGGUGACACCUCCAUCUCCAUCGACACCGAGGCGUCCCUGAGGGAGAUCAAGGAACUCAAUGAGUUAAAGGACCAGAUUCAGGACGUAGAAGGCAAAUACAUGCAGGGAUUGAAAGAGAUGAAGGACUCACUCACAGAAGUAGAGGAGAAGUACAAGAAGGCGAUGGUUUCCAACGCGCAGCUAGACAACGAGAAGACCAACUUCCUGUACCAGGUGGACACCCUCAAAGACAUGCUGCUGGAGCUGGAGGAGGAGCUGGCCGAGGCCCGGCGGCAGUAUGAAGAGAAGACCAAGGACUUCGAGCGGGAGAAGCACGCGCACAGGGCGCUGCAGUUCCAGUUCGCCGAGGUGAAGGAGGCUCUGCGGCAGAGAGACGAGAUGCUGGAGGAAAUCCGACAGCUACAGCAGAAACAGGCGAGUUAUAUCGGGGAGAUUUCUGAUCUUCAGGAAACAAUAGAGUGGAAAGACAAGAAGAUAGGGGCUUUAGAGAGGCAGAAAGAGUUCUUUGACUCCAUAAGGAGCGAGCGCGAUGACCUUAGAGAAGAAAUAGUGAAGCUGAAAGAGGAAUUCAAGAAACACGGGAUAACCCUAAACUCAGAAGUAGCCACCAACGGAGAAACUUCAGGCACACUAAAUAAUGUGGGGCACCCAGGCCCUACCAAGUUGACAAAAGAAGAGGUGAAUGCCCUCCAGCCAUCCGGGGAUGGGACACUAGGAAGAACCAAAGAAGUGGAGGUGAACAAUGAAAUUGUGCAGAAUGUGGGGACAAGAGAAAUCUCGCAGAAUACUGAGCGAGAACAGCACAAAGAGGACACAGUAAAGGAUGAUGAGGACGUAGAGGGGUCGCGUCCUGGUGAGAACACUGAGGGCCAGAAACCCUGCGAAGACUUAGCAUAUGCUGAAUGUGAGGAGCAAAUUCAAAGCCAGAGUCCAGAGAGCCAUGAAACUCCAGAGCAAGUUGGGUCACAGGAAGUCCCAGACAUGCCAGCCGAGGGUUCGGGAGCGUCCCGGGGGCACCCCAAGUAUCCGGAGGAUUUAGGUAGUGAAGCCCCGGGUCCCAUGCACGAACAGGACACCUGUAAUGCUUCGGAUGUCAUAGGCCAAAGUGAAAACUCUGUGGGGAGUCAGGACCAAGAAAACCAAGAUUUGAAAACGGACAUGGCAGAGCUUCACCGGAAACCCUGUCAGGGGCCUGCUCUUGGGCAUGGGCCAGAAGCUGAGCGGGUGAGCGGUGCAGAUCCUGGGGGGCCAGGCGGGGGCCGCACAGAGAAGGAGCCAGCCAACCAGGAAGCAGCUGAGCCUGGGGGGGCUGCCCCGCACAGUGCAGAGGGAGCCAGGGAGGGCAGCGUGGAGGAGGAGGGAGAUGCGGGAACGGGGGCCGACAAACCAGCUCGGGCUGAACCCCAGCCAGUUCCUGGGGCUCCCACAGCGGACAGCAGCCAAGAGGAAGCGCCGGGUCCAGGGAGGGAGCACACCGGCCCUGAGCCCAACGAAAGAAAGCGCGACCGCCAGGCAGAGGCGUCAGAGUCUUCCCAGAAGAAGCCAAAGAAUAAGAAAAAGAAAACCAAGAAGAAAAAAUCUCCUGUGCCCGCAGAAAGCCUUGAAGAUGUUGGGAAAGAGCUGGCUUACAAGGACGCAGACAGAGGCGAAGUUGAGGGUGGGCAAGGACACUUGGCAGCAGAAGCGCAGGAGGAGGUGGCCGAAGGUGGGACACAGAGAAUCGCAGCAGGAAGUGGAGAGCAGGGCGACUGCGCUGAGUCCGGGGAGGAUGGAAACGAGGAUGAUUGUGCGAAAACAGAGGGCGGGACGGAGGGAGCUGCUGGGGACACCGUGGACUUGGCAGGGAGGACCUUCCAGCCACCAGGCACUGAGGCCAUCGAGAGAGAAUUAGGGGAAGGUGACACAGACGGUGGCACUGAAACAACCGGUGUCGGUGUCGCUGCAGAGCCAGAGAGCCCAGAUGGGACCAGCAGCUCCUCGCUGCAAAAUGAAAGCCUCUCGGUGGCCAUGGAGGAUCCCUGUCGGACAGGAAGUCCCGAGAGGCACCUGACGGCCCUGGAAGCCACAGGCAGUGUUGGCCUAGAAGAGGGAGAGCCAGGGGACUUGGGCUCAGAAACUGGUGGCCAUGCAGGAGGAGGGAGUGGGCAGAGCAAGGGCAAAGAGGAUUGCACUAUGUCCUAAGGCAGGCAGGACUCGGCCGGGCACCCGGGACUCCACACAGGGAGCCGCCUGCUGCACGCUGUCCUGCUGCUGCACACUGUCCUGCUGCUGCACACUGUCCUGCUGCUGCACGCUGUCCUGCUGCUGCACACUGUCCUGCUGCACACUGGGCAUGCUCCCAGGAUGCUCCGCGUCGCUGCAGACUAACAAAGAGCGGUCACAGCCACAGCGUCUGCUGUUCCACAUUACAGACUGCUACCUUUGGCUUCCUGUGUAAUCCUCAAGGUUCAUCACCCCAUCAAAGCAAGAAGCACACCUGCUUCCAGUGCAAGCUCAGAACGAGAGCGUUCCAGCAGUGUCAGUAAUGUCAGCCCGGCCUGUCCUAUUCCUGCCAAAGGUGGCCUACUCUAGUGUUUGCCUGAGACAGACACGAAUGUGGAUAUUCUUGACCAAAUGCAUCAGCAUCUAACUGAGACGACCAAAUAGCAUUCUUAGAUUUCUGCUUUAUGAAGAUAAUGGAUAUUUAAACUAAUAUAUCUCAGUCAAUAUAUAUGUACUGUCGUAUUUGAUUUUAAUGUGUAUGUUAUAACCUGUAUGGUUAUUUUAUUUGAAGGAGAUGAAUGGUCAAAUAGCAUAUAGGUCACUGAGUGAUAAAUUUGCACCUUUAGGACAAUAAUUACCAUUUUAGGGAUAACAAAUAUGUGCCUGAAAGCACUAGAGAGAUCUUAUUUGCCUUUACCUCAUGGAAGUAUUUUAUUUCAUUCCAAUACUUUUGGAUCUCAUGAUCAACAAUACCUGAAUUUAUUUUGUAAAAGAUUUUGACUUCAGACUGAUGAUGUACCAAAUUCAUUUUAUACGAAGUUUUUCAAAAUUAUUUUUUGAAAUGUUUUUCUAGAGUUGACAUGUUGAAAUUGCAUUUCCUACUGUCGUAUUUUGGUGGGGGAAUCACAGUUUUUCUAAACCUUGAAAUUGUUUCUCUUUGUAUGAAUGUCUAAUUGUUAGUCAAGAAUUACUUAUUCUUGUGGCAAUUACUUAUUAGUCUAUAAUGGGAUAUUUUGAAUAGCUGAAUCACUUUUGUUAUUUGGGUAUACAUUUAUUUGUUGUUUCUGAGUAUAUUCUGAUUGGAAAAUUCUUGUUUUGAUCUGCUAAAGGAAUAUAUAUUGUCGUAUAAAGGAACUUUAAAAAUAAUUGUAAAGUUAAAUGAAAAGCAAUGAUGAAAUGUAAGGUCAUCAGAGAAUGUACAUCGUGAACACUGGUGACACUUGAUGGGUUGAUGCUACUUCCUGCCACUGUUACAAGAUGCCACUGAUGCUAAAAGACCAAACUCUCAGUAAAACCUAAGGCGAACCUAAGUGUUACAGAACUGAAAUAAAAGCAUUCUAUAAUCUCA